Momordica charantia (bitter melon) is the source of this 843-nucleotide messenger RNA. RefSeq names its product Prefoldin chaperone subunit family protein. The record is from RefSeq and is a predicted model, not a curated record. NCBI's taxonomy places the organism in Eukaryota, Viridiplantae, Streptophyta, Magnoliopsida, Cucurbitales, Cucurbitaceae. Gene Ontology annotation, biological process: positive regulation of transcription by RNA polymerase II. Gene Ontology annotation, cellular component: mediator complex. Gene Ontology annotation, molecular function: transcription coregulator activity.
CUAAAAGAAGGCUACCCGGUGACCACGCAUGAAGAAGGCCACCCACCACCCACGCACGAAAGCGCCCGCCUCCGUCGCCACUGACUUGACAUUUAUGUUUUUUAGUCUUCUAUAAGUUUUGCUGCCGAAAUUUCUCUUGGUCCUAUUCCUUGUUGUUGAUAACUAUUCUGGAACAUCCGCACGACAGGCAGGAUCAGUUAGAUUCAUCAAUCAUGAAUGUAGGAACUGAUAACUUUCGCCAUGAGAAAGUUCAAAGAUUUGAGGAAUUUGUUGACCGUCGCUUGAAACCCGACCUGGUUCAUGCAAUUGCUGAAAGGGACAAAGUGUUUGAGCAGCAGAAGGUGUUUUCAGACCUUCGAAAAAACAUCGAAAAUCUGGAGAAGAACAGUAUAACUAACCUCAGAACGUUGGUCAAUCUUGGCUCUGAAGUCUAUGUGCAAGGCGAUGUGCCAGAUACACGAAGCAUAUUUGUAGAUAUUGGGCUUGGGUUUCAUGUGGAGUUCACAUGGUCUGAAGCUUUAAAUUUCAUUUCUCUUAGAGAAGAAAGAUUAGCCAGACAGAUAGAAGAGUACACCCAGUUAAUUGCAUCAAUUAAAGCGCAGAUCAAGUUGGUUUGCGAAGGGAUUCGAGAAUUAUUACAACUUCCAGCAGAGAGGAGUGUUGAAGGGCAUGUAUUUUGAGUAUGCUUUUUUCUGAUAGUUCUUGCUUUUCUGGGAAUGGAGAUGGUCCUGAGUCAUUUGCUGUUACAAAAAUUCCUUUUUAAUAGCUCUUUUGUAAGCUUUUUAUAUUUAGACCUUUAGAAAAGAAAAAUAUAGUUCCCCUUUACACUACAUAUUUGAGUCA